AAAAAAAAAAAAAAAAGAGGAAGUGGUGAGCGGCACAAACACGCUCUAUACAUCCAAUAUCUACUUAUCGCGACCGUUUCCCCGGCUUGCCUAAAGCCGUAAUCGCGGCCCGACAUCAUGAUUGGCACGUCAAUACCAGAGUACAUUUUUAUCCGUGUAUGCAUAUUCUUGGUGCAGUAUACCACGCCGUUGUGCGUAGCAUGUCUAGCCUUCUUGGCGGCGGCCCACGGCUGGGCAGCGCUAUCCCAUCCCUUUAGCAUAGCGCUGCUAGCCUACAGCGUCUUGGAUACUCUGUACGCUAUACUCAUCUACUUCCCGCACAAUAGGCGGCUAAAGGAGGAAGCGAAGCACCCGCCGCCGCUGUCGUGCGAGGAGCGCGGCGCCCUAUUCCAUCGCUGCUUCGCAAACGUGCCCGACGCCCGGCGCUAUAUCCAGAUGUGGUUCCUUGGCGCGGACGAGUCUGAGAUACGGAGAGAUAACGUACGCGACUUUAUCCUCUGGGCCUUCUUCGACAGGUGGCCCGGCAAUGAGACCGACGAGGAAGAUGCAGAGCUCGACGAGUACAUCGACACCAUCGAGAAGCUGCUGGGCCGGAGAUUAGAGCCGGGGAGAGGGAAGGCCGAAGGUCUCCGACUCACGUUGGACGAGGUGGAAACCCGAUAUAGAAGUAUUGCGUGGUAUUUGGCCGUGAGCAUUGUCGACUUUGCGUCGCAUUGCCAACUAGCGUGGAAUGGGUUUCAUUAUUACGCACAAUCACCGUCUAGAAUCCUCUCUGUCAUCCCUCCGCGCUUACAGGACUUAUUCACCCGUAGGUAUUCCGAGUCAGAAGAUCUAAGCUACUGGUGCCGUCCGCAUACCGCCACCGACAAGCUUCCCGUCCUGUUCCUUCACGGCAUCGGUAUCGGCCUCUACACGUACGUGCCGUUCCUUGCGCAGCUUAACUCGGAGUCAGGGGAGCAAAAUGGGCAGGGUCAGAUUGGUAUCAUCGCGAUCGAGAUCCUCUCGAUUUCUUUCCGACUCACGGGCGAGCCGCUAAGGAGGCCCGACUUCUUAAGACAGAUUGCUACGAUCUUGGAUGCGCACGGGUGGGACAGGUUCGUGUUGGUGUCCCAUUCGUACGGCAGCGCCUUGGCAACCCACAUGCUGCGUUCGGAAGAGCUAGCCGACAGGAUUGUCUCAGUAGUACUCAUAGAUCCUGUGACAAUCUUAUUGCAUCUGCCAGACGUAGCAUACAAUUUCACUAGACGCAGACCCAGGGAGGCCAACCAGUGGCAGUUGUGGUAUUUUGCGAGCAUGGAUCCCGGCGUCGCCCACUGUUUGGGCCGACAUUUCUUCUGGAAGGAUAAUAUUGUGUGGAAGGAAGAGCUAGUGGGAGUGGCGAGGGGGUCAUCUGCAGAAGUGGUGGGUGUGGGUGAUCAGGGGGUCCGGGCUACUGCGAGACCGCUGCGAAAGGUGGCAGUGUGUCUUGCGGAACGAGAUUUGAUCGUUGAUACUUUGAUGGUGGCCCAAUACUUGGGUGCCGAUGGUGAUGGAUGGGUCGUCCCUAGCCAGACAGGUGGAGGGGAUGCCAGUUCUAAGGGGUGGUCCAUGGGGCAAUCCAUGGGGCAGGAUAGAUGGGGUAGUGGCUAUCUCACGCGCGACGGGAUUGAGUUGCUCUGGUUCUGGGGAUUGGACCACGCUCAAGUAUUUGAUACCAAGGAGAACCGGAACAGACUUUGUGGCGUUAUACGCCGUUACUGCACAGAAUAGAUGUACACACCCUGGCAGCACCGCGAUUGUCCUGUUUACUGGAUGUCGAGAUCUGCGUAAUCAAACGCCACCACCCUCCCGGCGCUUGGGCCUAUGCAUUCGGCUGUGUCGAAUUUACAGCAUGCGAAGACCGCUUCAUUUCCGGCAGCGUCAAUCAAUUUCAUCUGCCUUUGCUUCGUCACCUCCCCAACCCGUCAGGUAGACCACUACAGGUUCAGGGCCGCUUCGAAUCAGGACCCAGACGACGUUCUCAUCAGUCUCAUUGAUUUCCUGAUGCUCCGUCCAUGGCGGGACAAACGCGAAGUCGCCCGGGGACAGUUCAUGUCUCUUAGGCUCUUCGUCAGCGCCGGAGCUGGUCACCAAUCUAUCACCUGUCAGCUUUUCCCCACGGACUCUAGGUCUCGUAGCCUAUCAUUGGGGGAAGAGAAAAACAACGCAGGGUGGCACAAGAAUCACUCGGGGAUUAUGACAUACUGCGGACAAGUUAGCUUCAAUGACAUCAACGUGGUGGUAGCUAUCUAGGGUUUGAAUUUUAAGAGAAGGCCUAGUGUCUUUACACCGAAACUGCUUUUAUACGUA
Messenger RNA from Annulohypoxylon truncatum, 2328 nucleotides. RefSeq lists its product as uncharacterized. The transcript has a single exon. The record is from RefSeq and is a predicted model, not a curated record. Lineage: Eukaryota; Fungi; Ascomycota; Sordariomycetes; Xylariales; Hypoxylaceae. The coding region runs from base 118 to 1749 and encodes 543 amino acids.